This is a messenger RNA of Oryzias latipes (Japanese medaka), 1616 nucleotides long. RefSeq names its product hes family bHLH transcription factor 2, tandem duplicate 1 (gene hes2.1). NCBI's taxonomy places the organism in Eukaryota, Metazoa, Chordata, Actinopteri, Beloniformes, Adrianichthyidae. The record is from RefSeq and is a predicted model, not a curated record. Gene Ontology annotation, molecular function: protein dimerization activity.
AUACUAAAACCAAUAAUUAAACCAUAAAAGAGUUCAUGCAGACUUUCUCAAUGCAACUUUCUCUUCAAAAUGUAACUUGCAGUUCCAAUCAUCUUUUAAGAUUCUGGAGUUAACAAUGAAUCGUUUCAUCUUCUGUUUAACAACAGUUUACUUUAAAAAGAAAAAGAAAAAAAUCCAUCAUCAAACCAUGAAAUGUAUUCUCAAAAAGGGAAACGUGUGAAAAUAUCCUCUUUAAUUGAAAAUAUUAGAAACAGAAGCUACACCAGAGCGGUUACCCCCCUCCCCCUCUUUUGUCCUGCAUGUGUAAAUUAAUCUUGGCUGAACGUCAACGCUUCAAUUUUGAACGCGAAAAAGCACAUGAUCACAAAACUUCGCAUUCUAGUUUACAGACACAUCGUGGCGGACAGAUGGUCAAGACUGAAGCUCUGUCUUCCCAAGGGCAUUGCCCCCCCCGUGUCCAUUCUCUUGCAGUGGCUUGUGUUCCCUCCCCUCUGACGCCCCCGGGCCAUAUAAAUAGGAAGCCCGUCGGCUUUGCAGCAGAAUUGAGCUCAGCCGCUCUAAUAGCGAACAUCCCACUCAAACGCAUAAAAAAAACAACAGCAUGAGUCCCAGUAUCAGCGCCGAGGCCAGCCAGCCUCUUCUUGCACGGUCCACUGUGGCCCAGAGGAAACAGGCGAACGAACUCAGGAAGACUUUGAAACCGUUGCUGGAGAAGAGAAGACGCGCUCGCAUCAACGACAGUCUGAACCACCUGAAGAGUCUGAUCCUGCCGCUUGUCGGGAAAGACAACGCACGGUACUCCAAGCUGGAAAAGGCUGAUAUUUUGGAAAUGACAGUGCGCUUCCUAAGAGACCUUCCGUCUUCCCCAGUCAAAGACUCAGCAGAAAGCUACAGAGAAGGUUACAAAGCCUGCCUCCAUCGCGUCUCCGCGCUGCUUCCUAAAACAAGCCUGGAUGAGGACGCGUGCCAAAAAGUGCAGGAUUUCAUCAAGCAAUCCAUGACCGCCAACGUCAUGCCAACCUGCCUGAACUGCUGCGCGCAGAGCUCCAGGGCAUUCCCACAGAUCCACCAGAGACUCCAGAGCCUCAAAUCCAACUUCAGCUCCAGACUGGACAGCCAGUCCCGCAGCAACGGAGCCGCAACACCCAACAGAGCGCAGCAGUCUGGCGCGCAGCCGGUCAGCGCUGCCAUGUGGAGACCUUGGUAGACUGAAGGAACUUUUAGCUUCCGUUUAUUUAAUAUUUAACAGUAUUUUGUACUAAAACUGUGAUAAUUUUAAGAAAAAAGAUGAGAAGUUGAAGUCAAUUUCAACAUUUAUUGAUGCGUCCGGUGCCAGCUGGCACAUACCUGACAGAAGUCUGUCAACUUUUAAAUACGCAAUCCUCUUUGGGGUUUCAAAGAUGCGGGUGGUAGACAACACUUUUGUAAAACCCCAAGGGUUACUUUGUAUGAGGGUUGCACAGUAGACUUAAAAGUAUUUUGGUCUGUGCAACAGAGUUUUCUGUAAACACCAUGUGUUACCUUAUUUAUUAUUCCUGCAUGCAAAUCUUGUUUCGUGAGACUUGUAAUGUUUGCUUUUGACAAAGGGUUUCAAAUAAAUGUACAUUGUACUUAGA